AUACGCAUAUAUACAUACCCAUACCCUCUGCCAAAGAUAAGCGAUGAUAAGUUUCCCCUUCACCCCUUCAUUCCAUCUUUCUAUCAUAUCACAAGGCUGAAUCAUGAACUUGAAUGGUAACUUCAUGUACUCCGUACAAUACUAAUGCACACCACAACUCCAUGUUACAUUAUCACGACGACAUGCUGCAUGCAGUACCUGGUAGCUUGGGGGGAAAGAACUUGGGCUCGAACACGGGCUGAGGUUACAUUUCCAUUGAUGUGCAAGUUCAGACAGGUACAGACAGGAUCAUAUGAUCAAGACCAAAUGUAAGUAAGAUUUUCAUCAUUCCAUCUCAGCUACUCCCAUAAAGUCUUAACAAUCAAUCUCCAAGACUUCCCAAGAAUCUUACCUCACCUGCUAUUGAUACGAAGGCAAGAGCAAAACUGGUCGAUCGCGGUUGUGCCGUGUGUUUGUCAAUAACUCGUCCGUCUCCCGCCACAACAACCAGCCACAGAACUACAUGAGACCUAUAAGUCGCGGGAUAACCCCAUGGCACGGAUACAAGUCCCUCUCGAUUCAGAAUGGCUUGUAUGUAUACAUCCAAAAAGGGAUGAAUCUCACGUCUCAAAGGUGGAUGCAAGUUAGCUGUGCUCACGCAGGAAAACGGAGCAAAAGUUUGCAAAAUUUGCCAAAUUCU
Molecule: messenger RNA, 679 nt
Organism: Sclerotinia trifoliorum
Lineage: Eukaryota; Fungi; Ascomycota; Leotiomycetes; Helotiales; Sclerotiniaceae
Source: the annotation of a GenBank genome assembly